AAAAUAUACUAGAGAAGUAAUUUGCGUCGGGAGUUUGGGUGUCACGUAUCAAGUGGAGCUGGCCUUUGGUUGGCUCUGGCCUAGUUUGCCGGUCGGUGUUGUGCUUUCGGUCGGCGGGUCGGAAAAGGCCGGUGGAAUAUUGGCCGGCCGGUGUUGCUUUCGGUGCGCUGGCCAUUCGAAUAUUGGCCGGCAACCUCGUCUUCUUUCAUUCAGCUUUGAUCCUGCUAGCCGUCGCUAUCUCAUCAACAUUCAAAAGAGGACCACGGCCAAGAAAUUGCUUACAGAUCAGUUUUUGUCCGAAGGAAAAGAAGCCGGCCGAUGGAGGAAGCAGCAAGCGAAGCUUUCAACCGUCUCCACAUUAUUGAACCAAAGCACUUCGUUCUUGUACAUGGAGCCGGCCACGGAGCUUGGUGCUGGUUCAAGCUUCGAUGCCUCCUUGAAGUCGCCGGCCACAAAGCCACCUGCCUUGACCUUGCCGGCGCCGGAGUCAACCUCUCCCAUCCCUCCUCCAUACUCACUUUUCACGACUACAACAAACCUCUCUUCGAUUUCCUCUCCAUGUUGCCUGAGGGCCACAAGGUGAUUCUGGUGGGACACAGUGCUGGGGGCCUCAGCCUGACUCAUUCACUGCAUCAUUUUGGGGACAAAAUUGAGGUCGCCAUAUUCGUUGCAGCCACGAUGCUUCCUUCUGGUUUCUCCACUGAAGAAGAUGUUAAAGAUGGAGUUCCAGAUUUGUCGGAAUAUGGUGAUGUCUAUAGCAUGGAGUUUUCUUUAGGACGUGACAAACCCCCAACAAGUCUGGCUUUUCGUGAGGAGUUCCAACGCAAGUUAUUGUACCAGCUGAGCCCAAUUGAGGAUUCAGUGCUGGCAUCCAUGCUCCUAAGGCCGGCACCAACUCAAGCACUGCGCUCUGCAAAAUUUGAAGGAAAAGUGAGCGAAGUUAGAAGAAUAUAUAUCAAAACAACCUACGACAAAGUUGUAAAACCAGAGAAGCAAGAAACCAUGAUAAGGAAGUGGCCACCUCAACAAGUAUUUGUCAUGGACACAGAUCAUAGCCCUUUCUUUUCUGCUCCACAGCAGCUCUUUGAACUGAUUAUAAGAGCUUCUGCUUCUACCCUUUGA
This is a messenger RNA of Phalaenopsis equestris, 1122 nucleotides long. RefSeq names its product methylesterase 17. The transcript has 5 exons. The record is from RefSeq and is a predicted model, not a curated record. Lineage: Eukaryota; Viridiplantae; Streptophyta; Magnoliopsida; Asparagales; Orchidaceae. Gene Ontology annotation, biological process: salicylic acid metabolic process; jasmonic acid metabolic process. The coding region runs from base 319 to 1122 and encodes 267 amino acids. Gene Ontology annotation, molecular function: methyl indole-3-acetate esterase activity; methyl salicylate esterase activity; methyl jasmonate esterase activity.